This is a messenger RNA of Saccostrea cuccullata (small rock oyster), 2703 nucleotides long. RefSeq lists its product as uncharacterized. Gene Ontology annotation, biological process: protein monoubiquitination. Lineage: Eukaryota; Metazoa; Mollusca; Bivalvia; Ostreida; Ostreidae. The coding region runs from base 41 to 1774 and encodes 577 amino acids. Gene Ontology annotation, molecular function: zinc ion binding; ubiquitin protein ligase activity; protein binding. The record is from RefSeq and is a predicted model, not a curated record. The transcript has 2 exons.
UGAUAACAGAUCUUACGUUUAGAGGUCAUUUACAUCAAAAAUGGCACUUUCCAAACCAAAAAUUCCAGACACUCCUCAACACUUUCUAGAGUGUGGUUUUGAAGACUGUGAGAAAAAUUGCGAAUUCUACUGCAAUUCCUGCCAUCAUCAGAUGUGUAAACCAUGCAGAGACCAACAUCUAAAGAUUCCAGAAAACAAAAACCAUGAGGUGGUCCUUUACCAGCAACGCAAAAGGCAACUUCCUGUGGAGAAAUGCAAGAUCCACCCCACUAAAGAAAUAGACAUUCUCUGCAAAGACUGCAAUAUUCCUUUAUGUUCAAAGUGUUCAACAAUGCAAGAGCACCAUGGACAUAUAUUUACCGAUUUAGAAACUAUUUACACAGAGAAAUUUACUCUUUGCCAAAAGGAAAUCUCUAAAAUCCAUAAUUACUUUGUUCCUACAACACAGGAUUUACAGAAAGAAGUUUGGGAAGAUGCCACAGAAGUUAAACAGAUCAUGGACAGCAUACGGACAUCCAUGAAGGCUGAAGCCGAGUCUCUGAAAAACAUGGUGGACACAGUGCUCUCAGAAAAUAUGGAAGAAUUAAACCGAAUAGAGAAGUCAUUACUGGAGAAAUUACAGAGCCAAGAGAAGACAUUUGAUGAUUAUAUUGCCUAUCUCAGUGACCUCGUUAAAGAGUUCCAGAGUUACCUGUCCUCUACUGAGCUCACUAACUUCACAACUCAACUUCCAAACAACUUAAAAAUACAAUCCAUACCAGAAACCACAAAAUGUGUCACACCAGAAUUUUCUUUUGCUCAAUACAGGAAAAAUGAUGUUGCUAAAUUAUUGGGGAAAUUAAUAAAAUCUGAUAGAAAGGCAGAACUAAGAAGAGUAAAGCCAAUGGAAAUUGCUUCUUUCUCUACAUCAAUGAAAUCUACAAAUGAACAGUCAAAACAAAAUAAACAUGUGAAAUCUGACAAGAAACAAACAUUGUCUCUAUCUGCCUCUGUCACCAAAGUCAGGGAGUUCAAUGUACCAGGUGUUAGGAAUGUAUUUCAUGUAUCACUAGAUCAAUCAGACAGACUCUGGAUCAGUGACAAUGAUGGUAAUUUUGUCCAAAUAGAUCUACAGGGGAAUGUGAUACAGAGGAUAAAAACCAGUGGUGGACGUGAAGGUUACCACACAGUCACACAGGACGGGGAUCUGAUCUUUACAGACAAAGACAAGAAAGUUGUCAAUAGGAUAACACAGGAUAAUAAUAUCACUGAAUUCAUUAAAACUGGAGACUGGACACCAUACAGCACACACUCCUCCCACAUCAAUGGGGACUUACUGGUGGGGAUGAUAAAGAUUGGAGAGGCCAAAGUCACCAGGUACAACAAGACAGGAAAAGAACUACAGAACAUACAGAGGGAUAACAAAGGACAGGAACUGUAUAUGUUACCCCAUUACAUAACAGAAAACAUCAAUGGAGAUAUCUGUACAUCAGACUUUAAUAAAGGUGAUGUAGUGGUGGUGAAAUCAGGAAAACACAGAUUUUCCUACAAAGGUCAAAAGUCAGGGUUCCGUCCCUGGGGAAUCUGUACUGAUGUCCUCGGUCACAUCCUGGUGUGUGAUAGUUACAAUGAAUCUGUUCACCUCCUUGAUCAGGACGGUCAGUUCUUGUCUCUAUUACUCACACCACAACAAGGGGUAAUGCAUCCGCGUAGUGUUUGUGUUGAUGAUGAGAACAAUCUCUGUGUAGGACAACAAUUCACCAACACACUGUCAGUGUACAAGUAUCUAAAGUGAUUCUUAUUCUGGCAUUUUAAAAUAGGCACUCCACCGAAAAACCACGCAAUGGGUGGCAUACCGCAUGUCAUGAAUUUUAAUGAUUUUUUGCAUGUAGCCUUAUUAAAACAGUAUUUACACAUGACAACAUCAAACAAUUUUUUAGUGCUCCUUUAGUCCUAUUUUUGGCAAAUGCUUGAUUUCAAUGCAACAUGAGGGUAAAAAAAUUACUUAUGUGGUCCAAAAUUGAGUUUAGCAAGUGACUUUUUGAAUUUAGUAUCCACCUUUCAUUAUUACGUUAUAAAAUCUAAUACAUUGGAAUGACAGAAAUUUUCCCCCCAUAUUAUUAUACAAAACAAUACAAACAUUUGAGCUACUCAAUAAAAUCAGUGGGAAAAUGUAUAUUGAGAGAAAUAAAAGGAACUAAAUUUACCUAUUAUUUGUAAUUUUCCCCUAUUUAAACCAAUCCCAACUGGAAUUAUAUAAAGAGGAAAAUACUAAUAAUUGUAUUGUUAAAUUUGGCUUUUUUUGUUGUAACAUGGUUAAAAAAAAACUUGAUUUAUCUUUAACAUGUCUUAUAGCUAGGGGGCAGUUGUCUUUUAUUUGAUAACGUCAUAAAUUUUGCAUUAUUUUCCAUCAGGAUCAGAUUUAUUUCAAUCGGCAUUGGUUUUUACUAAAAAAUUAGAAAUAUUUCCUUAAUUUAGCCCUGCAUUUUCACUAAUCAGAAAAGUAUGUCUGUCUUUUAUUUUUUUCAGACAUUCAGCUGUUUCUAAAUGAUUUUAUCCAUGGAUUCAAAUAUAUAUUCAAAUUACUAAUGUCAUUUACGUACAUGAAGAUCAAUUAAAUUACUAUACAUGUACAGUUUGAUUUCUUCACUUGAUAUUCGGGAUUUUCUUUUUUAAGUAUUUGUAUAUGCAACAACUGAGAGCAGACAGUUUAGCUUCAUUAAA